Paecilomyces variotii is the source of this 2126-nucleotide messenger RNA. Its product is annotated as major facilitator superfamily domain-containing protein. Gene Ontology annotation, molecular function: transmembrane transporter activity. Bases 52 to 1728 code for a protein of 558 amino acids. The record is from RefSeq and is a predicted model, not a curated record. Lineage: Eukaryota; Fungi; Ascomycota; Eurotiomycetes; Eurotiales; Thermoascaceae. Gene Ontology annotation, biological process: transmembrane transport. The transcript has 5 exons.
GCACUUGACUUAUUUUGAUAGAUACCAAUACUGACGACUGCUUCAGAGACCAUGGCUUCAUCCAAUGACUCACAGCACACUCUCCCGGGACAGGAGGAAGACUUGAUCGUCGAGGCCGUCCACGAGAGGUAUGGGGACCCUUCUACGUCCAGGUUUCGUCGCGUGGCGUCCAAGACGUUGGUCUCUUUUGGUCCAGAUGAUCCAGAAAACCCAGUGAAUUGGAGUCAGAAAAAGAAAUUCUAUAUCCUGAUGGCUGGAAUGCUGCAAGUCAUGAACAGUACCAUCGGAUCAUCUCUACCCAGCGGCGCCAGUUCCUUUAUCGCCAAAUACUUUUAUAUAACCAACCAAGAACAGCUGGUUCUACCCAUCUCAAUGUACCUCAUCGGUUACGUUCUUGGCCCGUUGUUCUGGGGUCCAAUGUCGGAGGCUUAUGGCCGGAAAAAGCCCAUGCUCACGUCUUUCACACUGUAUACCAUAUUUAUGAUGGCAUCUGCCGUGGCGCCAACGUUUCCCGCCCUUCUCGUUUUCCGGUUGUUGGCUGGUAUUAUGGCGUCCGCUCCUAAUGCCAUCACAGCAGGUCUUUUUGCUGAUAUCCACAAUGACCCGACCAAGCGCGGUCGUACCAUGGCGAUAUUCAUGGCCUGUACAACGCUGGGGCCAAUCAUGGGGCCGUGGGUUUCAGGCUUUGUCUCCGUCGUCAGCUGGCGAUGGAGCUUCUGGAUCGGAUUAUUCUUUGCCUGUGCCACACUUCCAUUGAUCGUAUUUUUGCCCGAGACCUACGGACCAACUAUUCUUCAACGGAGAGCGAAGCUGUUACGCAAGGAGACCGGAAAUCAAAGCAUAGUUUCACCGUUGGACCUGCAGAACCGUAACCUGAAGGAGACCCUUUGGAUCACACUGACACGACCGGUACGAAUGAUCAUUCACGAAUCAAUUGUCUCAUUUUCUUGUCUCUAUAUUUCGUUGGCCUAUGCCAUCUUCUAUCUUUAUUUCGAGGCAUAUCCGAUUAUCUUUCAGGGCAUUUACGGCAUGAGCGCUGGAGUUUCUGGGUUGUGCUUUUUGCCGAUUGGCGUUGGAGCAUUUAUCGCGUGCGGUAUCUUUCUAUGGUAUGACUCCUUUCUUGCAAAGGCGAAGGCUAGGGGUGCCAGAUGGUCCCAAAUCGAGGAAUACCGUCGUCUGCCACUGGCUUGUUUGGGAGGGCCAUCGUAUGUCGUCUCCCUUCUCUGGGUUGGUUGGACGGCUUAUCCAGACGUCCACUGGGCGGCUCCUAUGCUGUCUGGUAUCCUGUUCGGCAUUGGGUACAUGUUGAUCUUCAUGGCUACCUUGAAUUAUCUCUCCGAUGCCUAUGAGACCUUUGCUGCCAGUGCCCAAUCCGCAGGUAGUUGCUCGCGGAGCAUCUUCGGGGCCCUCUUGCCGCUAGCUGCAAAGCCGAUGUUCAACCGUCUCGGGGUCCAUUGGGCAUGUAGCUUGCUUGCAUUCCUGAGUCUGGGUUUGUCCAUCAUCCCGUUUGUCUUCAUUCGCUACGGUGACAAGAUCAGGAAAAACAGCAAGUUCUGCCAGGAGCUGUUGCGGUUGAAGGAGGCUGAAGCACGAGAGAAGCGGCGCGACAUGUCGGAUGAGACCUGUGCUUCUGCAGUGGAUUCUCUACCUCCGAAGGAGGUUGCGGUAUCUUCUACUCCUGUCUCCCAACCUAUUGACCGAGACAUUGAAAAGCAGCUCGAUGCUUAGCUGAACCACAACAGGCUCGUUCUUUCCCAUGUCGGCGGAGUGAUCGCAGACCCUGAGUCUGCGACAGAGGCUGUGGGAUUCAGCAGGGAUCUUUUUAUACAGCCUACGCUAUUUGCCAUAUCUUUUCCAGUUCUCCCCGUCCAUUCCUCUGAGAUAAGAGCUAAUCUCUGGACGAAGUUGACUGAGGCACAGUGCCACGAGGUUAUGACCCAUGGUUUUGCAUAUAUGGCUACUUGGCCAAUCAGACAAAAAGUGAUUUUCGCAGAAGCGAGGGUAACGGCGCAAGGAUUGAUGGAUUGUUUUCGGCGUCUUAGAUUAAUCGUAAUCAAUAAUUAGGUAGUAGUCUAGUUAUAGGUAGAGUUGCUUGAGAAUUAUCGAGAAAGAGACGUUGAUCUUCU